UUAACAACAUUCGAAUAGCCUCUGGCUUUUUACUAACAAAGUAAAGUUAGAUGUUGUUUUAAUUCAAGAAACAAGUGGAUAUUUUCGGGAAAAAUUAUUUUUUGCGACGGAUAGAAUUUUUUCAUUAUGUCUCUCGGAGCAGUGAAGAUUGCGGAGGACGCCAUGUGUCAAUGUACCUCUGAGUUUGGGUAUGCUGAAGUAGUCAAAGGACAGACGUCAACAUCUGCUAUAACUGGUAUGACUGACGAUGAAACAGCGGUGUUAGCUGGCGUGUUAGCUGGACUCGCAACAUUUCUCUUCCUAGCACUUCCGCUCUUGUGUUGUUUGUGUCCUCUGCCAUUCGCUUGUUGUGGAGGAGGCGGGAAAAAGAAGGCUGCUGCCGCUGCAGCAGCAGCAGGGACACAAAAGAGAAAAAAUAUCCAUGAAUUUUCAAGGUUUGUUAACAGUGGACGAAGUACAGACGUAGAAUCUAUUGGGAGUUAUCGUUCUUGGGAUAAGAAUUGGGACAAACUGGACCGAUUUGACCAUGACAACUUGUAUGAAGUGGACAUGAAACUUCCUCGAGUAUGGCUAGAAACUCUACGAGGUGUUCCGGAUGAUGAAGUAGAAACAAGAUUACGUGAACUCACGCGAGAUGGAGGCUGGGAAGGAGGUAAUGACGUGCAUGACGUCAACAUGGGCAAACAGAUGUCGGAAAUGGAAAUGAGGCGGGAAAUGUACGAGGAAUCCGGAUCCGGUGGUAUGGGAACUGAUGGCGGUAGAUAUGCGUCUGUGCAAAGGAUGGACGGAAGUGGAGGAGGAGGCGAAGAACUUAUUGCUGAAUACGAAAUCUCCAGACAUAUCACCAUGGAUACCACAAGAAUGACGCUACCGGAAACUGAAUAUAUUUACGAAAGAGAUAUUCGAGGGGAUAGCAGCAUUGCUGACCGAGAUAAUUUCAAAAGAGUCUACUAUACUUACCAAAGGAUAAAGGGAGACGACUCGAAACAAACCUCUUUUUGAGAUUAGUGACUAGAGACUCUUUAUUGCUUGCUGCUUGAUUUGAGACGUUGCUCUUACUUUGUAUCUGAUUUAUACAAUUUAUACUUUUGAAAUAUUGUAGUUAAUAUUUUGUUACAUUUGAUUAUUUUUGUUCAGACGUACAUGUUCCGAAAUUUGGUAUUGUUUUAAAUAAAACGAAACAAGGGUAACCAUGCAUAUAUAUAUAUAUGAAGCAUAUUUAAAUCGAUUUUAAUGACAUCUGUUUUCCAACCAACAACUUAAAGGUGUUACUUAAGUUAUAAAAAAAAUGGAAUUUGUUUGUGAUAAAAGUAGCGAUAUCAAAUGCAAAAGAUACGACUUCUGCACAUGAAGGAAAAGCAAAUGUAAUGCUCUAUUUCAUUUUUGACCUAACCAAGGGAGGAAACAAAUUGUCAGUAGUAUUUUCACAGUGAUUUUAAUUAAGCUAAAACUGGAGAACAUCUGUAGGGCAAUACAUUAUUAACCAGCAGAAACUCAAGCAACAUACAAAGCCGUACUAUGUGACAAUUUACUACAAAAGUCAUGUUUAA
Messenger RNA from Mytilus trossulus (common blue mussel), 1550 nucleotides. RefSeq lists its product as uncharacterized. NCBI's taxonomy places the organism in Eukaryota, Metazoa, Mollusca, Bivalvia, Mytilida, Mytilidae. The record is from RefSeq and is a predicted model, not a curated record. The transcript has 7 exons. The coding region runs from base 127 to 1002 and encodes 291 amino acids.